Messenger RNA from Cynoglossus semilaevis (tongue sole), 2382 nucleotides. RefSeq names its product ankyrin repeat and SOCS box containing 4 (gene asb4). The record is from RefSeq and is a predicted model, not a curated record. Bases 833 to 2104 code for a protein of 423 amino acids. Gene Ontology annotation, biological process: intracellular signal transduction. NCBI's taxonomy places the organism in Eukaryota, Metazoa, Chordata, Actinopteri, Pleuronectiformes, Cynoglossidae. Gene Ontology annotation, molecular function: protein binding. The transcript is spliced from 6 exons. Gene Ontology annotation, cellular component: cytoplasm; nucleus.
CAGAAUUACCUCUGUCUGCACAAAAUGAUUGCAUAAAAUAUAAUGCACAUGUAGACUAGUACAAAAUUAUUAAAGACUAGUCAUAAUACUUCCCAGUUAAGUGGCACUCUGUUUAUUCUUGCACCUCCAAUAAACCUCUCAUAAAUGUCUUAGAAAUAUUUUGUACCACUGGACCCCUUGUUUGUUGGAAGCCUUGUUUUUCUAUUAUGUCCCAGUGUGUGUACUGUAAGCACCCUGAGGAGGAGAAACUUUGUUCUUUUUUUAAGUGCUUGACCUUAAACUUCCCUGGCAUGUUUAAAGAGAACCGCUUGGGUGGAUGAGACUCCACUGCUGCUCACUAUAGUCUUACUAUUAUGAAAAAAUGGAAAAAAAAGUCCCAGAAAUGCCUUAAAAUCCAAGUUAUAGUUUAUCACAAAGUUUUGAUGAGAAACACACAGACAAGAUCCUCCGUGUUAUGAGUGUCUUAUUAAAAGUAAUGCUCUGAGCACCUGCUGCAAGAGCAAAAGUUUACUGAGAGACUUUGGACACGCCAUGUCCAUGUGUUAUUUUUACUACAGGACCGUCACUCUGUCAGUAAACACGUCUCAGCUCCUUUCUAUUUAUAAAAAGCUUACUUUAACCUCCUGCCAAGAGUCGCCCACUUUCACCCCAUGACCUAAUUUCCACUCUCCUUUCUCGUUGGCCUCCCGUCACUGCUGGGUCUCCAGAGGCCUCCCUGUGUUGUUAUGGUGUAUUAUUUUGUGCUUUUAUUUUGAAUCUACUAAACACUGUGGGAACAUUAUUCUCUGAUCCUGCUGCUGAGACGCUGCCGAAUAUUUAUCCAAGGGAGUACAUGGAGGAGCUGAACCACCGACAACUGUCUGUCAAGCAGCUGAAGAGAAAGUUCUUAGAGGCGCUGCAGACCAACGACGCCCAGGAGGUGCUGCAGAUUUUGCAGAAUGACGGACUAGACAUUGACACAGUUCUGGAGGUGAAGGAUCCUGAGAUGGUCUUGGCCUCCUAUAAACAAGGUUACUGGCUGCCAGAUUACAAACUGGAAAACUCCUGGGCAAUGGGUAUUCACGUGUGUGUGAUGUAUAGUGCUGUCGAAACAGCACUGGUGCUCCUCCAGAAGGGUGCUUCUGUGAACCGGAUGCCCAAUGGGAAGACUCCACUUCAUGUCGCCUGCCAGGUCUCCAAUGCUGACUUUACUGCCUUACUUUUAGCUCACGGGGCAAAGGUCAACAUCCAGUCACUGAGCGGACAUUCUCCGCUGCAUUACUGCGUCACUGCAGAGUCCGUGGCCUGUGCAAAACAGCUCAUCUUGAAAGGUGCAAACAUCAAUAUGCCCAGCAACAGCAAUGACGAGGAAACACCCUUACACGUAGCAGCCAGAUGUGGCGUGCCAGAGCUGGUGAAUCUAUAUCUGGUCCACGGAGCAUCACCGGAUGCAUUCAACUCUUUCAACGAGACACCUUUGAUAACUGCCGCCUUCUGGGCUUUUGACACCAAACAGCAAACAUACAGUGAAAAUCAUCACCUUGUCUGCCGCCUCCUGCUGGACCACAAAGCAAAUCCCAAACUUCAAGAAGAAGACAAUAAAACAGCUCUUCAUAAAGCAGCCUGGAACUGUGAUCACGUCCUGAUGGAGAUGCUGUUGGAGGCUGGAGCUGACACCAGGGCAAUGGACAUCAACGGCUGUGCCCCCAUUCAGUACCUGCUGAAAGCAACAGAUAUCAGGCCCAUGGCCAUUACUGAACUAUGUUAUCAGCUGCUGCUCAACUAUAACGCAGCCAGGAUUUACCCACCCCAGUUCCACAAGGUGUUGCAGGCGUGCCAUGACUACCCAGGUGUAUUAGAAAUCAUGGUCAACUGUUAUGAACACUUAAAGCCUACCAGGAAGUGGAAAGCUGCCAUUCCUGAUGACUGCUACCAGAGACAUAAAGACUUCUACGACUCCAUGUUUGCUGUUUGUACUAACACCCCUCGCAGCCUGCUCCACCUGAGCAGAUGUGCCAUCAGAGCCAGCCUGGGCGGCCACUGCCACAGUGGUGUAACACAGCUGCCCCUGCCGACAAGCAUGAAGAAAUAUGUAGUACUGGAACCUGAAGGGAUGCUGUACUGAUGAAAAAAAAACUUUAAGUACUACAAGUACUGGUUCUAUCAACAGGCAGCCCAUUCAUCGAUGAUGAUUUUCAGUGCAUUUUGACUUUUUUGGCUGUGUGCUGAAGAAACAAACAGUGGAUAUCAGAGUGCCAGAAAGUCAAACACAAGGCUUCUCUUCUAUGUUCUCCUGAACUGUCCUGUUUUAUAUAUAUACUAUAUAUAUAUAUAAACAUAACAUGCUAAUUGUAAUUUUCUACUUGUUUCGCAAGUCAAUAAAACUUUUUCCUUUGAAAGUAA